Anopheles nili is the source of this 2016-nucleotide messenger RNA. Its product is annotated as dnaJ homolog subfamily C member 11. The record is from RefSeq and is a predicted model, not a curated record. NCBI's taxonomy places the organism in Eukaryota, Metazoa, Arthropoda, Insecta, Diptera, Culicidae. Gene Ontology annotation, biological process: cristae formation. Bases 178 to 1854 code for a protein of 558 amino acids. The transcript has 7 exons.
ACAGAAGCACGUAUCUCACUGAUCUACUAGAAAAAAAGAAGGAAGAAAAACCCCGGGUGUUACUUGUAAAUGAUCUACGUCAGAAGUCGUGGAAAGGAGUUGUCUAAAUAGCAGAGUACUUUCGUGGUUCGGUGAACCGGCACGUUUCUCUAGACACACUAUUUAUAUUUGCUUGCAAUGGGCGACAAUGAUGAACUUGAUUUCGUUGAAGAAGACUACUAUGCAACGUUAAAUUUACCUCGAAACGCUACUCAAGAAGAAAUAAGUAAAGCAUACAGAUAUUUGAGCAGAAUUUUCCACCCGGACAAGCACGGUAAUGGCGAAAACAAAGAGAAAGCAGAACUUAUGUUCAAUCGUACUAAAAAAGCGUAUGAAGUUCUAUCUGAUUCGCAUCAACGAGCAAUCUAUGAUUCACUUGGUGUAAAAGGUUUAGAAACCGAAGGAUGGGAAAUUGUGCACCGAACAAAAACUCCUAAUGAAAUUCGAGAAGAAUACGAACGACUAGCUCGAGAAAGAGAAGAACGUCGUUUACAACAAAAAACUAACCCAAGAGGAAACAUAGCGGUGCACAUCAAUGCAACGGAUUUUUUUAGUCGCUACGAUGAUGAAUUGUACGACACUGGGUUUUUACCAGCCAUCGAAGUUUCAGGCAUGAGCAUGUCGCAGUCUAUUGAAGCUCCACUGUCGCGAACUGAAAUUGCCACUCUAUCCGGUAGCUUACAUCUCCAAAAUGGUGUUGGUAGCGGUAACUUUCUUUUGUCAGGCAAAAGACUUAUUAAUAAGGGUUGGUUCGAGAUUGAUUGUGGUGCUGGAAACGGCCCAGUUUUAGGAGCGAAGGGCUCGCGGAAUUUGACCAACAGAGUCUUUUUCACCGGAGGCACAACUUUCCAUAUCCGCCCUAAUGCAAUCAUACCAGGACUAACUGGAACAAUUGCCAUACAACUGGAUAAGCACACUGUCGGAUACCUUACAUACAAUGCUGGUUUACAGAACUCUAUGUCAACGGUUGUGGAAAAAAAUACUGAAAAGUAUCAUUGUAAUUUGACUGCCACAUUAGGUAUUCCCCAUUGCUUCAUUGCUGCUGGUUAUACAAGAAAACUACUGGAGCAGGGCUUAAAAUUACGAAUUGCUUUAAAAGGUGGCACAUUCGGAUUUCUCUCGGAGUGUGGUGCAGAAAAGAAAAUAUCAAAGUACAGCUCGGUAUCUGCCACGGUCUGUGUUGGUGUACCUUCUGGAGUUACGCUUAGAAUCAAAAUUGUUCGCUCUACGCAAACAUUUCUGUUUCCAAUUCAUCUCAGCGAUGAAAUCAUCCCUGCCGCUGUUUUUUAUGCUACUGUGACACCUCUAUUAACUUACUGCGUAUUGAAAAAAAUGCUAUUUGAUCCUUUGAAUGAAACAGCAAAGCAGAAACAUAUUGAAAAAGUCAAGGAAACUAAUAGAACGAGAAUGGCAGAAAAGCGUAGAGAGGCGGAAUCGGCGAUUGCAUUGAUGGGCGCAUUAUAUGAGCGUAUACGGAUGGAAGAGCUUAAAUGCCAAGGUCUAGUCAUUAUAUCUGCCAUGUAUGGAAAGUUCAGGGAUAUUGAAAAUGUGUCUGUUGAAGAAACCGAUAAUAUGGGUUUUGUACAACAUAAUCCGUUUUUAAUCGAUGUACGAAUUCCUUUACAGUGCUUAGUCAAAGAUUCUCGGUUAACGUUAUACGCAUCCAGCAAGAGUGAGCUUCCAGGAUUUUAUGACCCUUGCUUUGGGGAAGAAAAACAACUCAAAAUUGAUUAUGAGUUCAGAAACAAUACGUUUAGCUCUGUGUUCGACGAUUUGGAUUCCGUUCAUCUGCCCGUGGUGUCCAAUGUAUCCUAAUAGUAAUUUGCAAUAAACAAAUCAGCCUAUACAUUAUUGCGAACAAGAAAGGAGUUGAAAUGACGCAAACUCGAUUGUACAUCAGAAGCCUAAAUUGAGAUAGAAAUCGCUGCUUUCUAGGUCGUGCUGUUGAUUUGUAGAGCUCAAUAAAAUAUCUUUCAU